AUGGCCGACACCACCAUUUCCGGUAAAUUUGCUGGCUACCCGGAAAUAGUUGGGGGCGUGGUCCCAUUCGGUUCAUCGGUGAACUCCAUUAUCGCGUUGGGAGGAAAAUACAGAGAUAAAGUUGAAAAUGAAUUGGUUUUGAAGGGAGGAGGUCUUGACGUGGGUGAUCCCCGUGAAGAAAAUGGAGAUUGUGACGACGGUGAACAUCAGCCAGAUCCAAAGGUAUGGGUCGAAAGGGAGGAAGUAGAUUUCCCAAGAGUACGUCUCCUCAGCCCAGCAGGCCACACGAAUAUCCACAUAAAAUCGGAUAACGACCGAAAACAGGUGUCCUGUCCUCACGAUGCUUGUUCCGCCAAGUUUGUGUAUCGCCACGAGCUAAAACGUCAUAUUUUCAGGGCUCAUAGUAUCCUCGAGCGUUCGCGAGACCACAAAUGCUCCACAUGCUUGGCCGCAUUUUUUGAUAAGCAGCAGCUCCGCAGGCACGAGGGCAUUCACACCCGUGAUCCUGCAAAGAACCAAUUCAUCUGUUACUUUUGUCCGAAAAGGAAACCUGAUCAAUGCAAGCUGUCAGACCAUAUGCGAAUCCACACUCAAGAAAAACCAUACCGUUGCGAGUUGUGCAAAACAGCGUUUAAUUUUGUCGAAAACUUGAGGCGACACAUUUUCACCCACACGAAGGAAAAGCCGUUCACUUGCAGCGUCUGCGAGAUAGGGUUCGGAAACCAAGGAUCGCUCCGAACUCACAUGGCGACCCAUACCGGGGAAAAGCGCUACUUUUGUGAAAUGUGCGACUUUUCCAGUUUCCUCAGGGCACCAGUAACCAACCAUGUGCGACGGAUUCACUACAGAUUGAACGAACUACAAUGUCACCUAUGUCCGAAGAAGUUAUUUACUAGGGUUGCCCCGGGUACCGGGUAG
Molecule: messenger RNA, 918 nt
Organism: Folsomia candida
Lineage: Eukaryota; Metazoa; Arthropoda; Collembola; Entomobryomorpha; Isotomidae
Product: zinc finger protein 525
Exons: 3
Coding region: 1-918 (305 amino acids)
Biological process (GO): regulation of transcription by RNA polymerase II
Cellular component (GO): nucleus
Molecular function (GO): RNA polymerase II transcription regulatory region sequence-specific DNA binding; DNA-binding transcription factor activity, RNA polymerase II-specific
Source: RefSeq, a predicted model, not a curated record